Molecule: messenger RNA, 3167 nt
Organism: Caenorhabditis sp. 36 PRJEB53466
Lineage: Eukaryota; Metazoa; Nematoda; Chromadorea; Rhabditida; Rhabditidae
Source: the annotation of a GenBank genome assembly
AUGCGGAGUCCGCAAGGGACGAUGUCCACCACCACUGCCCUUUUCAUGCUCGUCACGGUGCUGCCGGCUGCUGUAGAAGCGGUUCAGUCGACGUUCAACUACGUGCCGAUCGGACAGAAUCCCACGCUCUACACUCCCGGUUUCGAGCCCAUCAUGCACCUCGAUCAAGUGAGUAUUCUAAAUUAUCUAUUCAUAUCUCUCCCGUUUCAUUUCAGAUGACAUUCAACGACACCGUCUUCUCGGACCGUGCUUUUCUCGUGGAGUUCUACGCUGACUGGCAAGUCGUUUCUCUCUAUGUUCCUUUCUGAUUAUUCCUCUUCAGGUGCGGACACUGUCGUGCUUUCGCCCCGUACUUCCGUCAGUUCGCCAACAUGGUCCGUGACUGGUAUCCGGUGGUCACGGUGGCCGUCAUCAACUGUGCCGAUUCGUUCAAUCAGCAGGUGUGCCGCGAGAACGGCGUCACCUAUUUCCCCAUGAUGAAGGUAAGAGGGGCGACAGUCUGUUUCGCUGGAUGUGUUCGAGUGUCUUUUGCUGAUUAGAAGGGUAGAGGGUCAUGUCAUUUUUGCGUACAUAUUUACACUGGCCGACACACACACAAACGGUUAGGGAAUUGAGGAGAUCUCUCCGCCGCUGGCUGCUGCGGUCUGUGUGCUGGCCUUCUCUGAUUGGGAAAAAAGAAAGAGGUGAUAGCAUUUGGUUUUGGUUUUUGAGUAAAUAAAUAACGAGGCAGCCGGACAAACGGGAACGAGAAGUUCUCAGAAAUGAUGAUGACUCGCGCGAUUUCAUGUGUGUGUGCUCAGGUUUUUGAUUUCUGGGAGAACGGAUAAAUUAGAGUGGGGAGAGCACACAAUGCGAAGACCAGAGAAGAUCAGAGAGAAAAGAAGGUCAUUAAGACAGAGAGAGAGAGAGAGAGAGAGAGAGAUUAGGAUUUCCUGGAACUGUGUAGGAUAGGAUGAUGAAAACAUCAGAGAAACCUCUGGGUCAUGUGCUUCAGCAGCAGAAAGUGUAUUGCACUUUGAGCAGAUAAAGAGGAAAAUUAAUUUCCUUUCGUCAAUCCGAUCUGAUCAGCUGAGCUGGCUCCUACACAGAUAUUUUGCACUUUCCGUCGUCGUCUGACCCUCAAAUGACGUAGCUGUUCUUGAGAACCUAGGUCUCGAAUCAGUCUCGAUCCUCUCUCCGCCUGCGUUUCCUGCUCUCUUGACCCCGAUAAUCCAUCCGAGCACAGUGUCGUCGGAGAGGCGCCGGAUGACUUUCCGACCAAAGAAUGAGAAGAACGAGUGCAUUGUUGACCUGCAAUCGAUUAUUUGUUUUCUCGCCACCAUCAUCGCCCGGAUUGACGUGAAUCGGCCUCCUCUUUGAAGCGACGAAAGGCGUUUUUAAUGAAAUCCGAGAGGUGCUCUCCCUCUUCUGCACUGCAUUUGUUCUCUUUUUGCGAGAGUUGUUCACACUUCGGGGCAAACAGAAACGGGCGGUUUGGCGAAUGGAAAAAAACGGAAUGGAACGAGCGCGGCCAAAACUGUGUAGUUGUGGAGAUCCAAACAAACAUGAUCCGUUUUGCAGUACUUUGCGAGAACGGCGACGCAGGCAUCUCAAGCAAAACUGUUUGAGACGCCGCAUUCUGCUGAACAGAUUCGGGACACUUUGCUACGAACCGUUAGCAACGAAUUCAUGUUCAACAGGUACAUCCCAGAACAAACUGACUGACGAAAAUAGCCGGCGCUUCCAGAUAUCCCGACUGGCCGAACCUCGGACACAUAGCCGUCGACAGCCGCACUACCUACGGGCAACUGUGGGACGGAGUUCCGAUGCGUGCCAACUACCUCGCCAUUCUUUUCGAGGAGUACGAUGGAGUCGGCGCCCAAUUCAUCAUGGACCUGAUCGCGCGGAACCACGUGCUCGGAGCCCGCCGUGCUCUUUCCAACUCGCCACUCGUUCAGAUGCUCAACAUUCGCAAUUUCCCGACUGUCGCACUCUUCCGAAGAGACCAUCAGCAAGCACUUUACAUGCAAAGAUACACCAAUCAGACGGUCAGCGAUCUGGACGAGGCAAUCACCCAUGAUUCGGUCAAAGAAGGCAGAAAGGAGCCGAUUCUCACGACGACGUUGGCUCCGACAACCACCACCACCCAGACCCCUCUCGUCGACUGCCAUUCGUAUCCGGAACGGUGCCGUGAAAUGUACUACGUCUCGGAAACCGACAUGCUCAAGGCUAUGCGCAUGGCUCUGCUCGACGAAGUCACUCGUAUCCCUGGACCGAUUCGUGGAGACAACUUCACCAAUCUGCACGACUUCAUGACUCUUCUAUCCAACGUAAGUGUUUUCCCCUCGAGGCACAUCAUCUAGUUAUCAAUUUUUGCAGCACUUCCCGGUACUCUCCUUCCAAAAUGAUAUCCGCCGAUCGCGUGCCAAGAGAACGACUUCUGUGGUGAGUAUUUCUGUUUUUGCAUUUCCAAACAAAAUGAAUUUGAUUCAGAUUCUGCGUAAUUCGGAACGUGCCCGCUUAGUGUUCACCCACAUGCGCGAGUUCCUCGAAGGUCGCAAAUCGAUCGGAUCCGUCUCUUCUGACGAGUAUCGCCGGCAGUUCGAAAGCGUCGAACGCGUCUAUGCCAGUCCGUUCCCCGUCAAUUCCACGUGGCAGCACUGUAAGGGCUCUUCUCCAAUGUUCCGUGGAUACACUUGCGGUCUCUGGACGACGUUCCAUGCACUCACUGUCCACACGUACAUCGACACAAUCAAGGACGAUUUCGUGAAUCCUAUGAAGCCGUUGAGCAGCAUUCAGGGAUGGGUGAAAAGCUUCUUCGGCUGUGAGCACUGCCGGAAUCACUUUAUGCACAUGACGACGACGCUAUUCCCGUUGAACGAACGGCGAGUUCGCCAUCCGCACGAUAUGAUGACCUACUUGUGGAGAGCUCACAACAUCGUCAACAACAGACUGCACGGCGAUCCGACCGAGGACCCGCAGUUCACGAAAAUGCAGUUCCCUGCGCCGUUCCUUUGUCCGACUUGUCAUUCCGGGGGGCAAUUCUCCCGACGGCAGGUGAGUAACGGGGAAUUUUCAUCGCUUUUCAUCCAACAUGUGCUCGUUUUCAGAUCAGAAACUUCCUGCUCCGCUAUUAUGGAAGCAUCAAGCCGCACAACCGACUGGCAGACCAACGUCUCGCCUUCUGA